AUGCCGUGGCGGAUCGCGGUGAUCGCGCUCGGCCUCGAGCUCGGCGGGGCCCACGUGACGCGAGCUGGGCGGGGAAGGACGUCUCCCUGCAGGGUGGGCAGCGAAGGGAGGACGAGUAGAAGUCAAAGGCAAGUGCGGAGCAGAUCCAAUCAAACCCACACGCUGAGUUCGACCGGAACGAUCCCCUACUGCCGCUGCGACUUCUCGUUCGCUUCGGCUUCGCAGACGCAAUGCGAGACGGGCACCGGAGAUCGAUGUGAGGAUCGCAGUGACAUCGAUCGGGUCCGUUGUUUUGAGGAAGGCCGUUUGUGUGAGGCAAACUUUGGGUGCAUCGCCUUGCCCAGAUAUGCAGACCUCGACUCCGCAUGCAAGGAGGCGACAACAGCAGAAGCUUGUUUGGAGCAGGAGGCGUGCCACUAUGUGCCGCCGAGCUUGAAGUAUAGGAUGGCUUGCAAGAGCAGAGGUCUCUAUGCCAGCUCGCCGGAUGCCAAUGACCGGUGCGACAGUUUCACUGCCCAGGGUAAGAGAACGUGCAACGAUCAAUGUCUUUGUCACUGGACCAUGGACGAAGAGACAGCAUCGACCUGCAAAAACAAUGGCAUCUACCUUGGCUGCGUUGGUGUGGAUGAGGCACUGAACAAAUCAUGUGGGAUCUACAACAGUGCUGCCACCUGUCAAGCUGAGCCAUGUGGCCUAUGCCAAUGGGAAGGCCGGUGCCAAUGCCCAGCUGAAUUCUUCGGUGAGGAUUGUGGGAGAGAGCUGGUGCAGUUUACCGACCGUGGUGGCUCAUGCGUUUCGCACGGCGACUCUUCUGCUUGUAAAGGCCUAGUGGUUGCUGCCUCCUCGCAGGAUCAGCAUUUGUGCACUGAUGCUCAAGACUGCAGCACUUGGAGGAGACUGAAGAACUUCCUAGGGCAAAUGCGUGAAGUGGAGGUUGGCCAAUUGAUUGUGGAUAGCAUAGUGGCAUUGCUUACAGGAUUCUUCAUGGCAUGUGGCUGCGAAAAAGAUCUCCCCAAGAAUCAGGGAUUCUUUUGGGCCAUUGGUGUGAGCUUCAUCACAGACUUGUUCAUGGAAGGCUUUGUGCUUGGCUAUGCAGGGGAUACUGAUGGGGCCUUGACGGAGGUCAUAGCGGCCAUGUGUUUUUCACCCGGCAGUGAUGCUUUUGGCUGGCUGGUGAAAUUGCAAGAUGCCUUGGAGAGAAGCAGAAUUCUUGUGAUCAUUCAGAUGAUCAUUUCCUUGCUGGGCCUUGCUUCCAACCUUUGUGCGAUCUCUGGGCUCUUGGGGUUUUGUGCCAAGCCCUUGGAGUCAAGCUCAUCUUGGCUGACGAGAGGUUGCAUUAUACUGGUCCUUCUAACACCUUGGCUGGAAAUCCUUUUGGGCACCUGGAACCUAUGGCAGAACACUGAGUCUGUCUUCAUCACCAUCGUUGGAGACCUUGAGCACAGUGUUUUGGGUCUCAGGUCUAUGACCCUUGGGUAUGCAUGCUACAGCAGGCAUCCAGAUUUGCCCGAAACCACUGCCUCAGGCGUGGGCUGGCCAGAUCCUGUUUGCAACAUCGUGCUGCCCACCAUGUUCAUUUUGGUGUCCUUCCUCCUUGCCGCCAUACUCACACGGUACAUGAGCACUUAUGGAAUGCCACACUUUCUCACUCAUGAGCCGUGCAGAACACAGGUGUGCUGCUGCAACCUUCUCCUUCGGCGGAUCUGGUGGAAGACUCCCGUGGCACCGGCACCAUCCCCACCGCCCCCACCUGCAGACGUCGAGGCCGUGGAGGUUGAAGUGAGGCUCGCACCACCUGAAAGCCUGGAGAUCGUCAGCGCACCCUGCCAACCUAACACCAUGGUGCCCAUGGUGAUUACAGAUGGAACACCUUGCGACAGCCGUGUGGAGGUGCUUCUGGGCGAACUGCCGCAAGUUGAGCGGCCCAGAAGCACCGGGCCUUUGGUGCCAAGGGCGUGCGAGGAGAGUACGCCAAAUGUUUGGGCACUUGGCCCAGCUGUGAGUAGCUCUUCUCGCCCAUCUCGGCUGCAGUCUGGCAGAGUUGAGCCCAUUGGCCUGGUUGAGCCUGAAAUGGAGGACACUCUGCAAGCCGCACGCGAGCGAAUUACCAAGCGACUCGCCGAGCGACAAAGACUUCAGGCAGCGGCCAGGCAAGCGACCUGCGACCUCGUGGAUGUGGCGACUCGGGAGAGGCUCGGCGGAGGCGAACAGAGACCCCCAAACUUGGCAGAGCUACUGGCGAUGGCUGAAGAGGUCGAUGGCGUCCGCCAAAAGGACAACGGCCCAGUCGGCCACGUCGAGCACAAUGCCGAACAGAGAGCGCCGGUCUCAAUGGGCCAGAUCACUUCGGCGUCAGCCUUGAUCACUCCGGAGAUUCCAAGGGGCCCUGUAGGUUGGUCACGAAUGCCUUGGCGUUUCGACCGGCGCUUCAGCUGCUUAACGGCGGAUGUGGGCAGCCAGGCAGACCUCUCCGUGUCCAAAGCCUCCGUGACGACCAGCAGCUCUGCGCCAACGGCAGAAGCUUGUUUGGAGCAAGAGGCCUGCCACUAUCGGCAGCCGAGCUUGACCUUCAGGAUGGCUUGCAAGAGCAAAGGCAUCUAUGCACACUCUCCAGAGGCGAAUGACAGGUUAGCCUUCGUUCUGAUCAAGUAUAGUUACAAGCAUGGGAAAAAGAAGGCUGAGAAGAAACAGGAUGACACGGAGAAGGAGGAUCAGAAGUUUUUGAGGACUCAGUACUUUUUGUUUGCCUGCUGCGUGAGCUUCCUGGUGGACUUGUUCCUGGAAGGUUUCUUGCUGUUUUACCUCCUGAAUGCCGCAUGGGUGGUGACGAAAUUGAGGGAGGCCAUGUGUUUUACACGCAACAGUGAUGCCGACGAUUGGCUGGCGGGCGUUACGAAGUCCUUGCACACCAGUGUUUGGUUGGUGAUCAUUCAGAUGUUCGUGGCCGUUGGGGGCGUUGGUGUGGAGCUGUACCAGAUCCAGGAUGAGAUCAAGCAGACUUUAGAGCCAGACUCUGAUCAAUUCAGGGACAAGGCUUGUUGCAGCUACAGCAUGCUCCUACUCUUGGUGUCCAUUGCCCUGCACUGGGUGGAGCUUUUUAUGACCCUCGCCAACUUCAUUCAAAGCACAGCGCCUUUCCUUGGGAUGAUUCACCGCAUUGAGCUCAGAGCCCUCCAAGAGAUGGCAGGCCAUGUUUGCUAUGUGAGGCACCCUAGCCUGCCGGAAACCAGUGCUACGGGAGUGGGCUGGCCGCACCCAGCCCGAGACAUCGUCCUUCCCUUCCUGGUGGUCUUCUUGUUCUUCCUUCUUGCAACUUUUCUUACGUGGUACACCAGCGAGCACGGGGUUCCUCAGUGGAGUUGCGCCAGAUUUCGCACUUCUGAUUGGUGGCAUCCAAAACCACCGCCGCCCCCACCACCUGCCCCAGCGGAAACUUUACAAAUAGAGGUGAUUGUGCCACCAUCGGUAUCAGCGGAGAUCGAAGUGAGCCCCCCCCGUAGGCUAGAGACCCUUGCUGCACCGGCCGACCAAGCAGAUUUGCCCGUGACACUCGUGACAGCCAAAGCAGAGGUUGAAGCUGCUGUGUGCAGCCAAGGUGCACAAGACCAAGGAACAAGUCCAAUACCAGAGCCUCCAAACACCAUGCUGGUGACUUUUUCCUGCACUCCAGACGCGCCCGACCUCAACCAGAUUGCUCCAGACUCGGAUGGGACUGAGCUGCGCCAGCUUGCAUGUGACAGCACCACGUCCUUCUUGGCGACCAGGCGUUUUUACAAGCUGGGCGGCUCCGACAGCGCAACAGGGCCGUUGAACCGCCCAGCGCAUGGCGAGCCACCGAUGUUGCCGCCGAUGUCGCGCCAACGUGCUCCCGUGAAGUUGGGCCUAGUCGUGGUGAACCUGCGAGCGGCAGCCCAGACCACGAUGGCCUUGGCCAUCACCUUCACAGUCCUCGUGGUGCUUGGCAUUGGCAUUUGUGCCUUGAUCGCUGCCGUCGGCGCAAGAAGACAGGCUGAUUGGGCACCUCGCAAGCUGGUGCGCUAUGGAGUGCGCAUCAUCUUCAUCUUCUGCAUUUGCAGCCUAUGCUGUUGGAUUGCCUUUGCUGCCUACAGCGCUGAGAUGAGCUGUGAAAGCUUAGCCACCCUGCAGCCAGACGUUUGCCCUGUAUGGUCCGUGGAAUCUACAGGUUUCAGUGCUGAGGAGUGCUGCGGAACCACCACCACGACCACGACGGAUUUGCACAUCGUGAUUGCCAGCAAUGUCACGACCACGACCGUGACCGUCACCACCACCAUCACGGCGACCAUGAUCCCCUACUGCGAAUGUCAGUCCGAAGCGCCGGAGGCACGUCUCCAGUGCGAGACGGGCGCUGGAGCAGUAUGUGACGCUAGCACUCAUCCAAGUGUUUGCUUCGACGAGCACCGAUUGUGUGAGGUGAUUGUCAGCAUGCGCUGCAUCACCCGACCGGAGUUUACAGCAGGCUCAGCAGACUGCUCGGGAUACCUGACACAAGCUACAUGUGAUGAACAGGCUGCGUGUUAUUAUCACGUUCCAAGUCUGAAGUUUCGGGCUGGUUGCAGAGGUGCAGGCGUCAAUCGGAAGAAUGCCCACGCCGAUGCAGUAUGCGGAGGUUACACGAAUCAUGGCAGAGAGAGGUGCAACAUUCAAGAAAUCUGUCACUGGACGGUGGAGCCAGAUUGGAAUAAACCUUGCAAGAACGAAGGGAUUCGUGUUGGAUGUGUCGGUGCCAAGAAGUCCUUGGACAGCGGGUGUGCCAUCUACGAUACUCAGUCUGAGUGCCAAUCACAGAGCUUGCUUGGAAUUUGUGAGUGGCCGAAGCUAUGCGAAUGCCCCACGGAGUACUUCGGCGAGGAGUGUGAGGAGGAACGGACGCAGUUCGAGCCGCAGAACGACACAUGUGUGGAGUUGGCCUCACAGCCAUGGGUGUGCAAAGGCUUAGUGAUUGCAUCCUCUAGGGAGGAUGCGCAGACCUUGUGUAGCGACAAGCAGGACUGCACGACGUGGAAGGAGCUUAAAGACACGGUGGGGCAGCUGCGUGCCAUCGACCUUGGCAGCAUCGUCCUGCAUGGCAUUGCUGUCCUGGCCACGAGCUUGUGCUUCCUCGUUGCCUUAGAGAGGUAUCAGAUCAAUCAGAUUCGUUGGUUCGAGGACAAGUCCGUUUGUUUGACUAUCUCCAUUUUGGCAAGCUUUGUGGUGGAUUUGGUCCUGGGAAUCGUGCGGCUGAUGGAUGUGAUAAGUCUUACAGGUGAUCCUCAUGACCCCGGGAUUCUGGAAGUGAUCGGCCAAGCCUUGUGCUUCUCGAACAAUAGCUCUGUCCUCACCAUCCUUGGCCUUCUCGCUGAUCACAGGUUAGCCUGGGCAAUCGCUCAACUGGCUCUGAGUGGCCUGAGCUUUCUUUUGGCCUGCUACACCGCCUGUCGGAAGGAUCCCACCGCGCCGGUGCAACUCACAGCGGUCGUCGAAUUUGCCACAGAAGCUUCCCCACCGCCGGUGUCCGCCGCGCCAGUGCCCGCGCCGAGCGCGGAGCCGCCGCCCGAGGCGGCGGAGGCUUCGGGUGCUGACGCGCCGCCACCGGCCACCGCUGCGGCAGCUGCGGUUGCGGUGGCUCAUGGGGGCACACCGAUGGAGCCAAUGUGGCGGAGGAGUUUGAGGUGCAUGCGUGGUGUCAUCACAAAUGAGCAGAGGCAAGCAUUUCGGGCUCAUUGGGAUGAACUUCUACUCUUGGGCCUCAGUUUUCUUCUCUUCGUCCUUGGCUUAUUCGUUUUCUUUCUGAACACCAACCAGAUCAUCAUCAUGAUCCAGCGCAUUGAAUUGGCAGCCUUGCAGUCUAAGCCAAUGAGUGAGGGCGACCUUUGCUACGUGAGGCAUCCUGACCUUCCGCAGACCAGCCCAGCUGGAGUGCCAUGGUAUUCUCAUCAUGUUCUUCUCCUUAUAGCGUUGCCAGCGUGUUUGAUGCUCCUCCUCUUCUCGCGCGCCGCGUGGGUCCUGUCUUUCCGCCGCUCCCUGAUCCGGACCAUACCGGGAGCUCCAGCGGAUCAGGAUGUAUGGAGGGCGGUGGUGAACCAUCAGGUGACUCGGUCCAUCGAGUCCUCAAUGAGGGAAGAGCAGAAUGCGGGCGCGGCGGCUGCGGCCGCGGCCGUGGCCUCGCAGGCGGUGGCCGACAGACAGGCGGCGCGGCGACGGGAGGCCGCCAGCGAUAUGAUCUUGGAGGUGCCUGAUAGCUCAAGUCCCAGUGGUCGCCCGGCGGUGCAUGUCCAACUGCUGCGCAUGCAAGCGAACCCUGGGCCCGCAAUGGCCCCCAUGCAGCCUGGCAUGAGGCCCAUGGAGCCUGGCAUGAGGCCCAUGGAUCCUGGCAUGAGCCCCAUGGAUCCUGGCAUGAGCCCCAUGCAGCUUGGCAUGAGCCCCAUGCAGCUUGGCAUGAGCCCCAUGCAGCCUGGCAUGAGCCAUUGGGGCAUGCCUGGACCACCACCACGACGGUGGUAG
Molecule: messenger RNA, 6501 nt
Organism: Durusdinium trenchii
Lineage: Eukaryota; Dinophyceae; Suessiales; Symbiodiniaceae
Source: the annotation of a GenBank genome assembly